Molecule: messenger RNA, 537 nt
Organism: Lathyrus sativus (Indian pea)
Lineage: Eukaryota; Viridiplantae; Streptophyta; Magnoliopsida; Fabales; Fabaceae
Source: the annotation of a GenBank genome assembly
AUGGAAAAUAAUGUAGCAGUGAUAUCAAAGAGAGUAUGGAGUCUUGUACGUGCUGCCUUCGUCAUGACGAGAAAAGGAAUAUCAAAGGGUAAACUAAUGAUGAACUUAAACAUCAUACUCAAACGCCACACCAAAUUUGCAGGAAAAGCCGUUGCCAAUUUAAUAUCCCACCAUCCCAGCCAUGGUGGCUCCAUCUCAAACAGCCUCUCCCACGACUCACGCCACCAAUUCACUUCCUCAAGGGAGUACGAGUUCAGCUGUAGCAACACUCCCAACCACUUCUUCUCAAUAGGGAAGCGUCGCCACAUCCACAACCGCAAUCACAAUACUCAAGCGCCACCUACACAUGACAAUGAGGUGACGACUAUGAAUGAAAUGAAGGCAGUGUUGGAGAUGCUUAACAAUGAUCAAGCGAUUGUAGAAGUGUCUCCAGAUUUCCCUUUAAGAGAUGAUGAUGAUGAGAAGGACAAUCAAGUAGAUAAAGCAGCGGAAGAUUUCAUAAAAAGGUUUUACAGUCAAUUGAGGAAUCAAGAUUGA